Didymosphaeria variabile is the source of this 1677-nucleotide messenger RNA. RefSeq lists its product as uncharacterized. The transcript has 3 exons. The record is from RefSeq and is a predicted model, not a curated record. The coding region runs from base 1 to 1677 and encodes 558 amino acids. NCBI's taxonomy places the organism in Eukaryota, Fungi, Ascomycota, Dothideomycetes, Pleosporales, Didymosphaeriaceae.
AUGUUUCCUGCGAAGGGCGAGAUUGAGAGGAUCGAACGUCCAAUUUCAGACCUUGAAGCGUCUGCCCACACCUGCAAGUACUGCCGUAUCAUCGUCUGCAUUCUGGAAGAAAUCGAUAUAGAGGCUAUUAGCUCGUUUUUCAUCAUACCUGCCAUCGACUGGGGGGCAUUGAUGCCAUGGGCUCCACGCGGAAGUAUUGUAUUGAACAUCACCUGGAAGUCCAAGUCGGACUAUCCCAAUAGAAAAGAGACAGUAAGAAGCUGGGCCGCUUUCGCUAUCCGUACUUUGGCUGGUGUCAGCGAGACCGAUUACAACAGUAUCCUUGUUCCAGGAGUUGUCAAUACAGGCUCCGACGCUUCCCUUGCCUGGGUGACUGAUAAGAUCAAGGCUUGUAAAGAAUCGCAUCGGAAGUGCAAUGUGCAUGCGCAUGGUGCACUUCCUGACCGUAUCGUCAAGAUUGGUCGAGCCGAUUCCGCACAGGCCUGUUCGGAUGAGAAUUGGUAUGAAUCCGACGUGAAAUUGUACGAAACGUGCAACGAAGAUUUACCGUAUGCGGCCCUGAGUCACCGCUGGGGCGACGAACAGCCGCUCCGGCUAUUGAAGGACAACCUCGAAUUAUUCCGAGAGAACAUUGAAUGGUCCACACUGCCGAAAACGUUCCAAGACGCGAUUGUUUUCGCUCGUAAAUUAGGAAUUGAGUUUAUCUGGAUCGACUCGCUAUGUAUCAUCCAAGACAGUAAAGAGGACUGGUUCGAGCAAUCAGGAAAGAUGGCGGGUAUCUACGAGCAUGCAGCUGUUACAUUAGCGCUCAUUGAAGAAUACACUGCUUUGGAUCUGACGUUCGCAUCAGAUCGAGUAGCUGCCAUUGCAGGCGUGGCAAAGCAAUUCCGACGUGGGUUGAAGAACAAGACAUACCUCGCAGGGCUUUGGGAGGAGAGCCUCAUUACAGGCAUGACAUGGCAGCGAGCCUGUCCCAGAGAAAAGAGGGUCCGUCCGGCUGGGCCGUCUGAAGGACCGUCUUGGUCGUGGCUGUCGGUGGCCGGACCGAUCAAGUAUCCAACAUCGCGAUAUGUAGGGCAGGCUCCUGGCAGCCCCCCAAUCGUUGAACAGGUAUCGUUUCGACACGACAACGAUCUAGAGUUCAUGAGACUCUGGGGAGGCGCAGUCACACUGCACGGGAAACUUGUUGAGGCUAAAUUGCGCAUGCUUUAUACCUCUAACGCUGUUCGGUCCACUGUGUUUGCGCCAGGCCGGGAAGGGAUGUACGACGUAGAGUUGGAUUACGAGCCAGACGAAGGCGAGUUUAAUCGUGCAUGGAGAACCGUACAGCCGCGCUGGUCUCAGAAAGUUUUUGAAGGAGACGCAUCCGAAGUCUAUCAUCUUCCAGACAAUGAAGACAUGGACGAAAAGCUGCCAUUUUAUAUGAAGCAGGAAGACUACAUCGGCACGAAACAGUGUAUCAGAGUAGUAUACUGCUUCUGGAUGGGUGUUAGGAUGGAGGAGGGAAGUCGAAAUGCGUUGUUCUUGGUAUUGGACUGUAAGGAUAAGUCCAAACAGGUGUACACACGACUUGGACUAGGAGUGUGCUCACCAGAGGCGACUAUGCUUCGUGGCGAAGGAGCGAGUAUGGAUGAAGUUCCUGUGGUCCACGAUACGCAGAGUAUUACAAUUAUCUGA